This is a messenger RNA of Psammomys obesus (fat sand rat), 1272 nucleotides long. It is a transcript of the gene Spaca6, whose product is annotated as sperm acrosome associated 6. The transcript is spliced from 9 exons. NCBI's taxonomy places the organism in Eukaryota, Metazoa, Chordata, Mammalia, Rodentia, Muridae. The coding region runs from base 105 to 1172 and encodes 355 amino acids. The record is from RefSeq and is a predicted model, not a curated record. Gene Ontology annotation, biological process: fusion of sperm to egg plasma membrane involved in single fertilization.
CACCAGCUGAAACUCAAUCUCUGAUCUCAGGCCACAGCUCCCCCUCCCCCACAGUGACCUCACAAAGGUUACUAGCUUCUCCUCAGACCCAGAGACCCUCUGUGAUGGCCUUGGUUACACUGGUAGGGAGCUUUGUCCUGUUGUUCUUGCUGAUCUUAAGGGCAUCCACGUGGGCCUGUCUUUUCUGCUUCACUGCCCAGGAGGAACGCCUCCGUGUCUGCCAGAUGUUUGUGGGCAAAGAUGUCUCCAAGCUGCGCCAGUGUAAAGAUACAUUCGAGACUGCUUUUGAGGUUCUCUCAGACAUGGAAAUCAACUAUGAUGAGAGGAGCCACCUGCAUGAUGCGUUCACACAGAUGAUACUCUCCCUCCAGGAGGUGGCUACUGCUCAGGGGUCCUUUAGAGAUGCCUUCCCCAGUGCUGCAGCAGAAAUGAAGAGGACCGUUCAACAGCUUAAAAAAGUUCAGGCAUGCGUCCCUCCUUGCGGUGUCCAGGAGUUCACUAGGCUUUUCCACUGCCAGGGCUGCUAUUCCACCAUCUGCGACCUACCUCUGGACUGUCCAGUUCAGGACCUGAUAGUGAAACGUGGAAACCAGGCUUUGUUUUCUUGCACCGUGGGCUUCCAGUUGCCAGAGUCGGAGCUCACUUAUUCCUGGAAAUUUGCGGGAGGAGGUCUCCGGACUCGGGACAUGUCCUACUUCCGUGAUGUGCCGGGGGCCCACGGGUACCUGGCGCGAAUCCGGCCAGUGCAACCCAAGCACAGCGGGACCUUCGUAUGCGUGAUCCUGCAUGACCAACGCCCCCUGGCGCGGCUCUACUUCUAUCUGAACGUGACGGGCCCUCCUCCGCCUAGGGAGAUGGAGCUUCAGGUCACAUUCCGGGAAGUGGUGAAUUGGUCAGCGCGGGAGGCGGAAAUGAUCGUGCCCUGGAGUCCCAGCCUAGGCGAACUACUUACCAUGCCCCGGGCUCUGACGCUCGGCAACCUGUUCCUGAUCGCGACCACCGCCGCAUUCCUGUCUGCUAGUGUUACUGCGCUAGCAUGGUGCUUCAAGUUCCUGCUGCCUUUACUCUCCUGCAAUAAUGGACAGUGGCCUGGAUUUGUUAGCCAAAUAAACCCUUUCUUCCUGGCUGCUUUUGCAAGGGUAUUUUCUCACAGCAACAGGAAACAAAACUGAGUUGAGAAUGGCCAUGGACUUCUGAUCUUCCUGCCUUCAACUUCAUGUGAUGGGGAUUAUAGGUGUUCACUGCUUCAUUUGGCUAGUAAUUGUAUUUUCU